AUGACUUUGAGUCUCUUACAAUAUAUUGAUGAGGAACUGAAACUAAGAGCCACAUUGCCAUUAACCGAUACCAAAGAUUUACUAAGCACUGAAUGCAAUUGUAGCCAUAACGGCGGUAGUAGUGGUGGCGGUGGUGGUGGAGGAGGUGGCAGUAGCAGUGGUAGUGGUGGUGUUAACAACAGUAACAACCAUAAUAACAUUGCAUCAUCCAACAACUCAUCAACGACAACAAAUGGCACCUCAUCGGCAACAACGGCAUCGUCCAACUCCUCCUCCACACCGGCCGCAGCUUUAAUAAACUCCUACUCCUCAUCCUCCUCGUCAACGACAACGACCACAAAUGGCGGCAGUGGUAAUGGUCCUUCGUCAUUAUCCUAUGGCAGCGGUUAUUCGAAUUUGCGCACCACAGCUCUGGAUGCCAUCGAUCUCACCGAUAAUCAUUCAUCACUGUUUGCCCAUUUCGAUAUGCUGCGACAUGGAUACAUCAACUACAACAAUCACAGCCGGCCCAUUUCCAUUCCAAAUGCAGCAAAUGCAAAUGCAGCGGCAGCGGCAGCAGCAGCAGCAGCCGCAACUGCAUCCUCCAACGGCCAAUUGUCCACAUCGACUUCAAUGUACAGUCAUCAUCCUAUGGAUAAUUCAUGUUCUGAUCAAAAGGGUGGUAGUGGCGGUGGUGGUGGUAGUGGUAGCGGUAUUAUUGACCCAUACCACGAUGGUGUUGGUGGUGGCAGUAGAAUUGGUAGUAGUAGUGGUAGUAACUUUGCCAACAGCGGCAGCAGCAGCAGCGGCGGCGGCGACGGCAACAGUAGUAGUGGUGGCAUUGGUGGCGGCCACUACCAUCAACAUCAGCAUCACCAUCAUCAUCACCAUCGUCAUCAUAGCCAAGAUAUUUACUCACCUUCUUCAUCAUCAUUUCUGCACUCUAACAAUUCUAGUUCGGGUAGUAGUGUUAGUCACUUGGGUGGUGGUAUUAGUGGUGGUGGUCACAUACAUUCCUCCUCAUCUGCUAACGCUUCCUCCUCCUCAUCAUCUUGUACUACUACUAACAAUCAUAACAAUUGUGCCAUGUCCAGUUGUGCGUCCAUUUGUCCGAAUAUAGCAUCUGUGUCCUCCUCCUCCUACUCCUCAACGUAUAUAUACAAUAAUUACCUUCGCAAUAAUGGUUCCAAUUAUUUAAACAGCAAUACGACCAGUGAUGUUGUCGCCUCAACAUCCUCAGCAUUAUCCACAUCCGCCUCUGCCAAUAAUGCACCAUCGGCGGCAAAAGCAGCGGCAGCCGGAACGGCCACAACGAAUGAUCCGCAAACAAGUAGCAAUAAUUUGAUGAACUAUAACAGCCAUCAUAACUGUGAUUAUCAUCAGCAUCAUCAUCAUCAUCACCACAAUCAGGAAAACAAUCAGAACGGUUUGGAAGAUUCUCCCAGACGACAUAGUUCCAUGGAUCAACUGCUGGGUCUGAUUAAUGAUAUGGGCAAAUCAUCGCGUACCCGUAGCCUCAGUGACGGUGGUACUCAGGAAGAUGAUGAUGAACUGGAAAAAGAAGCCCAGCCCGAUUUGUUAAACAAUACACCUCCUGUGCCUCCCAAACGCUCCCACAGACGACGACACACUCCCCCACGCCCCAUAUCGAAUGGCCUGCCACCAACACCCAAAGUUCACAUGGGUGCCUGUUUCUCCAAAAUAUUCAAUGGUUGUCCUCUACGUGUUCACUGCACUGCCUCGUGGAUCCAUCCGGAGACACGAGACCAACAUCUGCUCAUCGGAGCCGAAGAAGGUAUAUUCAAUUUGAAUAUGAACGAACUUCACGACGCUGCCAUAGAUCAAUUGUUCCCCCGGCGUACGACAUGGUUGUAUGUCAUCAAGGAUGUCCUCAUGAGUCUAUCGGGUAAAUCGUGUCAGCUAUAUCGUCACGAUUUGAUUGCGCUGCACUCGAAGCAAACCCAUCGAUUUUCGAUGCACAUGAACAAAAUUCCCGAACGGCUGGUGCCACGCAAAUUCGCCCUGACCACAAAGGUACCCGACACCAAAGGCUGUACACAGUGUUGUGUCACACGCAAUCCCUACAAUGGCUAUAAAUACUUGUGUGGUGCAACACCCAAUGGUAUAUUCCUGAUGCAGUGGUAUGAUCCGUUGAACAAAUUCAUGCUGUUGAAACAAUGCGAGUGGCCGGCCACAAGCAUACUCGGCGGUGGUCAUGGUUGUGUGCAGAACGGCCGCACUCCGGUCUUUGAGAUGAUUAUAACACCCGAACUGGAAUAUCCCAUUGUGUGUACGGGAGUACGGAAGGCCGUCAAUGGAUGCCUGAAGCUGGAACUCAUCAACAUGAACAGUGCAAGUUGGUUCCAUGCGGAUGAUUUGGAAUAUGAUGCUAUGGCCACAAUGGUACCCCGACGAGAUCUACUCAAAGUGGUAAAGGUCCAUCAGGUGGAGAAGGAUGCAAUAAUUGUGUGUUAUGGAAAUGUGAUACAGGUGGUUACUCUGCAAGGUAAUCCCAAACAGCAUAAGAAAAUGGUCUCCCAGUUGAAUUUCGAUUUCAACGUGGAUAGUAUAGUUUGUUUACCCGAUAGUGUUUUAGCAUUCCACAAGCACGGCAUGCAGGGCAAGUCGCUGCGAAACGGUGAAAUAACCCAAGAAAUUAAAGAUAUGAGCCGUACAUAUCGAUUAUUGGGAAGUGAUAAAGUGGUGGCACUAGAAAGUCAAUUGUUACGAACUGGUUCCUUGGGCAGUGAAGAGGGUCAUGAUUUAUACAUUUUGGCCGGACACGAGGCCAGUUAUUAGAAAACACAAAACAAUUGUAAUGUUGUUGUUCAAACACAAAAUAACAAAUGGCUUAUAAAUUAGUAUUACCAAAACUAAAAUAAAAUUCACUACAAACUAAUUUACAAAAAAGGAACACUUUCUUGAAAUAAUAGAAAAGUUUUUUUUUUCGAAAAAGAAAUGACUUUGUAAAAAGCAAAAAAACAUAGAGGCAAGUUUAUUAUUUAUAAACAAAAGAAAAUGUCUACUCAAACAAAAUAGUGGUUAUUGAGAAAAAAAAACAAAAAAAUAAAAAAUUGGCAAAGUUGUGCUAAAACUCUACUAUUUGAAAUGGCAAACAUUAAAAAAACAUUAAGAUUAGAAAAAACAACAAUUUAGUAUGUCUUGUAAAAUUCUAAAAGUAUUUUCACUAACACAAGAGAAAUUUCCAAACACUACCACAAAAGAAAAUGCAAAAAUGUAAACAGAAACUUUUUGAAAAUAUUGAAAAUAAAAACGGAAUACAAAGAAUGAAUUCUGGCUUCUUUGUUAAAUUUGGCAGAGUAGAUUUGCAUUAGAGUAAAACAAAGUUGAGUAAUUAUUUUUAACAAAAAAUCGUUAAAAAUAAAAUAAAAAACAAUAAUUAAUAACGUAAAUGUAGUAAUGUAAACUUUCAACUAAAGGCAACAACAGAACAUCCAAUAAAUCUACUCUUAAAUUUAAUCUGUGUAUAUUGAUUGUAAUAAAAAAUAAUAAUAAAAUUAACACUCACACCGCAAGAAAACAAAAAAAAAACAAGAACUAUAUUAUUAAUUCAAAACGAAAUAAAAUACCAUUUAACGAUUAAUUGUAUUAAUUUAUAAACAAACAACCAACAAACAACAAAUAUUAUUUAUAUUUGUCAAAUAUAUUAUUAAAACUUUAUGUUUAUCAUAAUUAUUAUUAUUAUUUUUACGCAAACAGAAAAACAUGUAAAAACAUUUUUUCUUCGUCCUUCCUCUAUUAGCCAUUAAGUUUAUUAAUUAUAGAUUUAGCAUUAAACACAGUGAUUUAUGAUAUAAAUUUAUAAAUAUAUUUAAAAAAACCAAUACAAAAAAAACAACAGAUUCCCCCCAAAAAACAAAAGAGAAACACACACACAAAUCAAUCCUUAAUUUAUAUACAUACAUGCAUACUGAUAUUGUGACACUUUAUAUUUACAUACCUACAAUACAAACAUAAAUUAUUAUUCAAUAAAACAAACUACUACGUAUUGACAAAUAUUCGUUAAUUAAUUAUGAUUUUGGUUGGAGCGGAAAUUUUCUCAUCGAUUAGAUGAUAACCCAUCAAUAAAGAGUAUCAACAAAGACAGAAGGCCUCAGAUACAGUUAUUGGCCCACAAUCACAUUUUGAGUAUUCAAAUAUCGAUACUGUGCUCUUUACAAAGAGAAAAUAAAUAAGUGACGAUAAACAUUUAUGUAUAUUUGACUUCGAAAUAAAGUUCUGAAAAACUUCUCUCAUUCGAUAUCGAAAAAAAUCAAUUGAAAAUUCGGUAGAAACGAACUAUACUUCGUAUGCUAGAGUUGAGUACACGUUGUUCUUCAAAGAAAAUUAUUUCUAAUAAUCUAAAAUGAACAUAAGGAAAUUGAUUUCGAUCGAAAUUCUUUCGUUAUCCAAUGCAAGAACUUUGCCUUUUUGUGGUAGUACCUCAUUUCAGCAACGUAAUAACUAGUUAAUGAUAUGCUAACUAAACGAUUGUCGUAUUUAUUAUUAAAUAUUUGUUUGUCGCGUAAGGGUCCUACUUAAAUACGAAUGAGUACAGUUUUAUUUCCUACUAUAAUUAAAUAUAUGUUUUCCAAAAAAAGGUACCUAAAUGUCCUUGGCGUAAAAAAUGAGCAGUUUAAUUAUACACUCAGCCAUAUGACCAGUUAUGGCUCAGGGCAUAUGGCUAUUAAUAACCUCAGCCAGAUGACUAGAGAGAGUAUAUAUCAUUUGAUACGGCCAAAACGUGUCUCAUCGAAAUAACGGUUUUAGACCUAGGUCUUUUUGGAUCAAACCCGUUUCAGGACAUUUGAAGUCGAUCUAGCGAUGUCCGUCUGUCUGGCUGGUUGGUGCAUACAAAAGGAGUAUCCGAUUUGGUCCAAUGUGUACAUCGUAAUAUAAUUAUCAAACUUACAUCGACUUCGGAGAUGAGCAAUAUCGGUCCAUUCUUUCUGGUACCUCCCCCAAUAGGACGAAAUUUUCAAAGAAAAUAUUUUAUUGAACAGAAAGAUAAAAGAUUAUCCAAUUUGGCAAAUCCUAAUAUUUACAUCACUGCUAGUUCAGGUGCGAAAAUGGACAAUAUAGGUAUGGAAUAUAUCAGUCAAAUUCUCCCCCACAAAGGGUCAAAAUUUUGAAUAUCCAUGAGCUCAUAAAACAAGAAAUUAACAUCCGAUUCAGCUCAGUCUUGGUACAUUUCAAUAUUUUCACCAACACAAGAUAUAUUAUGAAGAUGGAAGAGAUCGGAGUAUUUCUUUCGGAUUAUAAAAUCCGAAAUAAACAUCGGGUUCUCUUCAUAUUUCACACAUCCCAUUAUUUCUACUAACACAAGAUCUGCUGUGAAGAUGUAAUAUAUCGGUCAGCUCCUCUGUUACCUCCCCCACAAAGGGGCAAAAUAACAAUGAAGCUCAUAAAACGUGAAAUGAGCAUCCGAUUCCAUUCAGACUUGGCACAUCUCAAUAUUUCUAUCAACACAAAAUCUGUUGUAAAGAUGGGACCAUUCCUUCUGGUACCUCCCCCACAAAGGGUCAAAGUUUUUAAUAACCAAAACGAUUAUAAAAUCAGGCUUUCUUCAUAUUUCACACGUCCAGGGCCACAUAGCGGGACAAUACCAAAAAAAUUACCUACAGAGAACACGAAAUAUCAAAUUACAGCUAUUUGGUUGGAAUGUGGAACGUAGGCUCUGGACGAAUUUUCAAUACCAAACAUUCCAGGAAUAAAAUCAAGUGUAUUUGUAGCUCACAAUGGGUUCUAGCUCCGGUGGCGGAACAUAGUAUAUAGGGGUCUACGUUUUGGUAUAGCCCCUAUGUAUCGGUACCUUCCGAUAUUCGGUAUUUUGAAGAUUUUCGUCACAUUUUUUCACGGAUUUGUCUAAAAAUUGGUAUUUGUAGUUCGCAAUGGGUUCUAGCUCCGGUGCAAAACAUUGUAGGUAUAGGUCCACUUUUUUGUGUAGCCCCCACAUAAGGGUACCUCCGGAUAUUCGGUAUUUUCAUGCUUUUUCCUACAUUUUUGCACGGAUUUGUCUAAAAAUUGGUAUUUGUAGUCCGCAAUGGGUUCUAGCUCCGGUGGUGGAAUAUAUUAUAUAUAGGUCAACCUUUUGGUAUAGCCCCUAUGUAACGAUACCUCCCGAUAUUCGGUAUUGUGAGGAUUUUCGUCACAUUUUUGCACGGAUUUGUCUAAAAAUUGGUUCUUGUAGCUCGCAAUGGGUUCUAGCUCCGAUUGCAAAACAUUGUAUGCAUAGGUCGACGUUUUUGUAUAGCCCAACAUAAUGGUACCUCCGUAUAUUCGGUAUUGUGAUGAUUUUUGCCACAUUUUUGCACGAAAUUGUCUAAAAAUUUGUAUUUGUAAUUCAAAAUGAAUUCUAGCUUCGGUGGCAGCACAUUGAAUAUUAAGGUCCACGUUUUCCUAUAGUGCACAUACAACAAUGCCCACCGAAAUUCGAUAUUUUGAAAAUCCUAGUCAAAUUUACCCACGAAAUUGUUUCAAAUUUGGUAUUUAAGAAGAUUUGAUAGAUGACAAUCCUUGAAGUGUAAAUUUGUCUAUAGAGGUUUCCGCUUUGGUAUGGGUCCCAUACAACGGCCUCACCCACUUUAUGGUAUUUUGAAACACGUUUGAAUUCCGAUACUUUUAUAUAAAAAUGUUAUCUUUACCCAAAGGUGAAUGGUAUUAAAAGUUUUUUUUACUUAUUAAUAGUUGAAAUGGUGCGGAAAUCUUCAUUGGGGUCAAAAUAAGUGUAUUUGGAUUUUGAAAUUUUCAAAUCAUCAUAAAUAUUAAAUAUUUGUAAUAUAGCCUUAAGUGACUUUUGAAAAAAUACUUUCAGAUAUAUUCCAAAGAUCCCGUUUGAUUUACACUAAAAACAGAAUGAUCAGGUUCACACUAAAGCUUUCUAUCGUGAUAUUUGCUUUUUAUUUUUUCAAAAUCAAAUAAAUCUUUAAAUAAUAAUAAUAGGCUCCCACGUUUGGUGUUUACAAAUUUUACAUUGUGGGUUUUUAGACUACAAAUUUUUUGUUUUGGACACAUUUUUUAAUGAUUUUAAAUAAGGCGAAGAGUGGUACUUUUGUUUCACAAUUUAAUAGAACUCAUAAUUUUUGGAAGUCCUCGACUCAUAUACGCAAAAUAUAGCAUUGAUGAACCUUUCUGAGUUUUAAAGUGAUUAACUUUCUUUUCGAUUAACUUAUAACCAGGGGACACAUUUUUCUUCAUCAUAAAAUUUGUUUUUUUUUAUAAGAAAAGAUAUUGUGACUUAAAUAAAAAAUAAUAAUUCAUUACUAAUUUAAGCCAAAAUAGUAUACUAAAAUUAAAAAAUAUAUUUUUCUAAUAAAAAUUCAAAAAUUUAAUAAAAAAAAAACAAACAAAUCACUUACACCACCUUAAAAUUGAAAAGAAAAUCAAACACUUGCAACAAAUAAUACCUAAAAAAUUAAAAAAAAAAACAAAAAGUUUACCAAACGUUUUCUAAUUGAAUAAAUAAAUGUAAUUGUUAAACAAGUGCAACCAACAACAACAAACACAAAAAAUCUGAAUGUAUAAAAAUACAAAAAUUACUUACAACAAUAAAAACAAA
Molecule: messenger RNA, 7537 nt
Organism: Musca domestica (house fly)
Lineage: Eukaryota; Metazoa; Arthropoda; Insecta; Diptera; Muscidae
Exons: 8
Coding region: 1-2778 (925 amino acids)
Molecular function (GO): MAP kinase kinase kinase kinase activity
Source: RefSeq, a predicted model, not a curated record